AAUCAAUUGAAUGAGUGUUGCAUUCAAUGACUCAAUGAAUGGGAAGUUAACGUCAUUUAUGUAAUGAAUGGACGAAUGGAUGACUUUUUUGAAUGAAAAGGCAAUCAAUAAAUAAAUGCGUUUUCAAUAGACUUUGCAAAGGAUUACGGCUUUCAUUGCAAACUAUUGUCACAAUUAGUCACAAAUGAGUGUCAAUUCGCCAUCAAAUCUAAAGAGUCGUCUUCGUGUGGUUCCCAUCGACGAGUGGUCGACACGAGAGAAGUUAUGUCUCGCCUCCAGUGUCCUCAAGAGUGGCGACCAGAACUGGAGUUCAGUGAGUCGUCCGAUGAAGUCGUUCUGUGAGCCGAACCGACCGCAGGACUGGUAUCACCAGAAGUACUGUGCGAUUCAGUACCAGGAGUUGCUCGAGAAGAUAGAGACCGACACUCCGAAACGAAAGCGCAGCGAAAGAGGCGAAGAGACGCCGCAAACGGUUAUCGUUAGGAAUCUCACGAAACAACGCAUCGAAGAGUUGAGACAAAAGACACAAAUGGAGAGAGAGAUGAUUGCGAGAGUGAAGCGAGACUUAGAGUUACUGAAGACUAACCAAAUGGACGACAAGAGGGUUCAAGAGCUCUGUUCUGAGAUUAAGGAGAAGGAGGCGAAGGAAAAGGAGAGAGAAGUGGAGCACAAGAAGUGGUUGGAGGAGAGGAACGUGAAGAUCGCGCAGAUGACCAGAAAAGGCACGUUUGCCACCAGACAUAAACCAUCGACGCCCGCAAUGCCCGUCCCCUCGCAGACCAUCGCUAACGCAACAGUUGCCGAAAGUGCGGUCAAAUCACCACUCAUUGAACCGCUCAAAGUGGAGGUCGAAAGCGAUGGAAACAUCACUCAAUCGACUGCACAAAAGCAAACCGUCGAGAAGCCGGCGCCCGUCACACCAUCGCCAUCGACGUCACCACUUCUCACGUCUUUACUACAGAGUCCGACCCCAUCGACGCCCACACUAUUAUCUCCAACAAAGUCUGGUCUCACGAACCCAUUUAACCGACAAAAGAGUUCGAGUCCUUUGACUCCCAUUUCAAGGCGUCCGUCAAUACACUCGACACCAGAAAAGACAACGGAAUCGCCGCUUAAGAGCUCAGAUAAAAAUGACUUAACCGUCGGAAAUAGCACUCCGAAAAAGCGAACCAUUAGUUCGAAGAAUAAAACUAAGGAUUCAAAGAAAGACUCAGAAAAGGGAGAAGAAGUGCAUAAAAGAGAGGAAUCUAAUGAACGAUCGCUUCGUAGUAAAGAUAAAACGGAUGAAUCAAAAGGAGACAAACAUUUGGCUGAAAAGACUGACGACAAGGAAAGGGAGAAAUCAGUUGAGAAGAAACCCGAAGAGACGGCUGAAAAUGUGUCGAUUAAACAGGAAAUAAUGGAUGCGUUGGCUGACGAAGAAUCGCAACACAAAGAAAGCGGGAAACCCGUCGUUAAAGAAGAACCAAUGGAUUCGACUUCGAGUUCAGUGGCAGAAGAUUCCAAUCAGAGGACACCAUUGACUCGACCCAACAAAAGGGUCCGGAAAACACUGACGCCUUUGAAUAUUACUCCGACAGUCACUCGAAGGUCCAGUCGUCGAGUGGCUCUCAAAGACACCAAAUCAGCAAACGAUGACUCGACUGAAGUGAGCGACCAGUCGGCCGCUAAUACUCCACAAGCAGUUAAGAAGCGCGGAUCAGUUGACGACACGACUGAGACAUCGAUGAGUGAAGACAGUAAUGAUUCCAAACUAAGAGAUCGCGGCCGAAGAAGUAAUGCGCCCAUCAUUGCCACUCCAGUUGGUCCCGAGAAUGAGAUGUCUAUUCGCCGCAAAAGCAGAGGCGCCUCCACUGACACCGAUUCCAACGCUUCCAGUCUUACAAAGUCUGUGACCAAGAAGAAGAAGACUUAAACAAGACUUGAUUUUGUGGCCAAACAUUGAUUCUGUGAAUCACACUAAAUGUUUGCAACACUUUAGUAAUAUAAGUCAACUAUUUUUUUGACUCCAAUUCCCAUUCAAUGACUG
This is a messenger RNA of Oppiella nova, 2029 nucleotides long. NCBI's taxonomy places the organism in Eukaryota, Metazoa, Arthropoda, Arachnida, Sarcoptiformes, Oppiidae. The record is from the annotation of a GenBank genome assembly.